Messenger RNA from Benincasa hispida (wax gourd), 645 nucleotides. NCBI's taxonomy places the organism in Eukaryota, Viridiplantae, Streptophyta, Magnoliopsida, Cucurbitales, Cucurbitaceae. The record is from RefSeq and is a predicted model, not a curated record.
AUGUCAAAAUCUUUGAAAAUUCGUGAAGUUGAUAGGUUUCUCGGGCAAGUAACUUGCCUGGCCCACGUUGCCAAUGCCAACAAGAUUGGAAAGCAAAAGCUUACCGGAAGGCAGUUAGAGAUGUUCAAGAAAACAGUUUUUGGUCGCUUUUUAGACAUUGAACUUGUAUUCAAUAGCCCACUAAUCCACCAUAUGUUAUUGAGGGAAGUGAAAAAGUCAGGAAUGGACUCAAUUAGUUUCUUUGUCAGAGGAAAGGUCGUCACAUUUUCGAAGGACGACUUUUUAUUGAUCACUGUAUAUUACACAGAGGUUGCAAUGAUGGGUAAAAACAAGCAAAAGAAUGUUGUCGAUCGUACUCUAUUUGAUGAUGUUGAAGACAUAGACCACUACAACAAUCUUGAUUGGGGUACAAUUAUUUGGCAGAGGACACUCGACGCCAUGAAGACCGCACUUAAUGACAAGACAAAAGUCAAAGAGGGUCUUGUCAUGUCCGAUACUGAGAAGGAGUUUCGGGACACCUCAAUUGAUAGACGGGUCGUAAGACAAGCACACUCCGACAUCGAGAGUUUAGGGAGCUCUAAUAGUUCAAAUAGUGGCAGUAGUUCAUAUAAUAAUAGUUCAGAAGGUGGGGAAGGUGAACAGUAG